Messenger RNA from Bufo gargarizans (Asiatic toad), 2139 nucleotides. RefSeq names its product granulin precursor (gene GRN). The record is from RefSeq and is a predicted model, not a curated record. The transcript is spliced from 16 exons. Gene Ontology annotation, cellular component: extracellular region. The coding region runs from base 135 to 2048 and encodes 637 amino acids. Lineage: Eukaryota; Metazoa; Chordata; Amphibia; Anura; Bufonidae.
AAGCUUGUGACUGAGAAAGUCUCUCCGAGAACAACAGGACUGUCAGCCAAUAGGAUUGCGGGGUGGGCGGAGCGUUUGAGGAUAAGAGGUCAACUGGCGGAAGGUUCGGCAGAGACCCUGAGGCUGCAGACAGAAUGGUUCCUCCGUGGUCACUCCUGCUGUUGGUUGCCUCGGCCGCUGCUCUACAAUGCCCUGAUGGGACCACGUGUGGUGAGAAAACUCUGUGCUGUGAGCUGCCCGAUGGGAAAGGCUAUGGGUGCUGUCCAGAGAAUGAGGUCAUGUCUCAUUCCCUCCCAAUGAUUACUUCUGGGGUUUUCUGCUCUGCGGACAAGGGUUGUCCUGAGGAAUAUUCCUGUGUUGGCACCCCACAGGGAGGAUCUGCCUGCUGUCCUUUUACCCAGGGAACAUCUUGCCAGGAUGGACAUCACUGCUGUCCCUCAGGCAGCCAUUGCUCUGAAGAUGGUCAUUCUUGUUUCCCAGCUUCAAACAUAUCUGCCAUAAUCUGCCCUGAUGGAAGCUCGGAGUGUCCAAAUGAUGCAACCUGUUGUCAGAUGGCCGACCAAAGCUGGGGCUGCUGUCCUUUCCCGCAGGCAACAUGCUGUAAUGACCACCUCCACUGCUGCCCACAUGCCUCUGUGUGUGACUUGGAACAUGGCAAAUGUGUCUCUGAGAAUGGCGAGGUUCCUCUUUCUAAGAAGGUUCCAGCAAGGGUGAAGCUGUUCCGUGCCAGUGAGUACGAAAUUGUCCAAAAAGUCACUUGUCCUGACAGAUCCUCUUGUCCUGAUGGAACUACCUGCUGUCCAACUGUUGACAAAAGUUAUGGGUGCUGCCCCUUCUUGUCCGCGGUCUGCUGUGAUGACUUCACCCACUGCUGUCCUUCUGGGACCACCUGUGAUGUCUCUCAUAAGAAGUGUGUGAAUGCCAACUUUGAGAUUCCAAUGUACAGCAAGAUCCCAGCUUUAUAUGAGGAAGCCGAUGUUAAAUGUGACGAUACAGCCUCCUGCCCUGGCACUGCCACCUGCUGCCGUUUGCCCUCUGGAGAGUGGGGUUGUUGUCCCUAUGAAAAGGCUGUGUGCUGUGACGACCAUGAGCACUGCUGUCCCAAUGGAUUCACCUGUGUAGAGGGCUCAUGUCAGCAGGAGGCGCUCUCUGUCCCUUGGUCUAAGAAGAUUCCAGCUGUAAAGCAGAAGACCACAGUGAAAUGUGACGAUACAGCCUCCUGCCCUGGCACUGCCACCUGCUGCCGCUUGCCCUCUGGAGAAUGGGGAUGUUGUCCCUAUGAAAAGGCUGUGUGCUGUGACGACCAUGAGCACUGCUGUCCCAAUGGAUUCACCUGUGUUGAGGGCGAUUGUCAGCAGGAGGCUCUCUCUGUCCCUUGGUCUAAGAAGAUUCCAGCUUUAAAGCAGAAGAGUAAUGUCCAAUGUGAUGAUGAAGUUUCUUGCCCUGAUAAGAAUACCUGCUGCCGACUUCCAUCUGGAGAAUGGGGUUGCUGCCCUCAUGAGCAGGCCACCUGUUGCCCCAGUGGGUUGACAUGUGAUGGACAGACUACCUGUGUGUUAGGUCAGUUCUCAACCCCAAGGUCCAGCAAAAGCAAUGCACAGGCCCCUGAGGUCAAGUGUGAUGAGUCUCACAGCUGUGCCCAGGGUACCACGUGCUGCCAUACAGAGGGUGGAGGCUGGGCUUGCUGCCCCCUGGAGGAGGCUGUGUGUUGUACCGACCACCUUCACUGUUGUCCUUCUGGCUACACCUGUGAUGUGGAAGCUGGCAGUUGCAAUAAACCAUCUGGUGCUCUCAAAAAGGCUACCCCAGUCCAACCACUGGGCUACGUAUGGUGUGACUCAUCUCAUGCCUGCUAUGAUGGUCAGACUUGUUGUCUAGGGAUUGGAGGAAUCUGGACAUGUUGCCCUUAUACUCAAGGUGUGUGCUGUCCUGAUAGAGUGCACUGCUGUCCUUAUGGCCAUGUGUGUCUGAACCAAGGAGCACAGUGUAGUCGUAGUGGAAGUCUGCAAUGGAAUCUGGCAUGGGAAGAGCUGAAGCCUCGUCUGUGAGAAACCAGAUGUGUUAAUCCUCUGUAUCAUUGCACAAAGUCAUAUAAUCAACUGUGGAGGACACUGGAAUAAAUUUUCUAUUUAAACCCUA